Molecule: messenger RNA, 1587 nt
Organism: Cantharellus anzutake
Lineage: Eukaryota; Fungi; Basidiomycota; Agaricomycetes; Cantharellales; Hydnaceae
Exons: 5
Coding region: 1-1587 (528 amino acids)
Source: RefSeq, a predicted model, not a curated record
AUGGAAGGGGGAGGGAAGCGGGUGGGUGCACAGGGACCAAGGGUAGAGGCCUUGCACUCAGCAUGGAAGAAAAUUCAGCCAGAAUCCCUGGAGAUGGCUUCUCCUUCGGACCCCCACCGAAAUCUGCGAACAUUGCCUGGUGGCAUCACGGAAUCACAAAACUACGCUGCCACUCUAGACUUGGGCACUGUGGAGGAAGAGGGUCCACUGCAGCUUGUUGGCAUGUCGGAUUCAUUAAGGAUGAAUGACGUAUCCAAACCAGCACCAUCCCCACCAAACCAGGUGCUGCAACAUGAGAUCUUUCGUGUUGAUUCUGAAGGGCCUGAGGCCUUUGGGAUCACUUACAUGGUCAACAUCGGUGGCAAGUACAAAUAUUGCAGAAUGCCAAGUACCAAGGAAUAUAGAGAGUGGUGCGCAGCAAUCGUUGAAGUCUCAGGUUUCUCAGAGACACGUACUUUCAAGCAUGAAUUCACAUGGAAAAUGUACUCAGCGCCAAAGAAUCAGGACCCAGUGGCAGUUGACAACAAAACUGAUUAUGAGAUGAUGAUCAGUGAUGUGACCGAAAAAGUGAAGGGGAAGAAGGAACCAUCUGUCGCAAUUCUUAUCAGUAAUUUGCCUCCGAAAGAUGAAAUACCCCAUGGCAAGCAGAAGUCAAAGAAGGCAAAACUUAAGUCAUAUAAGCCAGACUCGUCAUCCCCCUCAAAUUCUGAUAAUGAUUCCGAACCCAAGCAAUGCAAAAUCCCCAAACUACCAGUCCGUGAUAUUGAAGAGAAGCUAAGGCAGAUGAAUGAUUUCUGCAAAUCACAUAAGUCGCACUGUUGUGUAUUAUCAACCCCUGGCUAUGUGGGCAAACAUGUUAUCUUGAACAAGUCUGCCGUUAAGCGCUGGGCCCAGUCAGUUGAUAACGGCAUUGCCUCAUUUGAAGAACCCCCGAUGUAUCUUGUCAGAGAAAGUGUUGCUGAUGCUGAAGUCCCCCCUCCACCUGGUGGAAAGAAGAACGAUGGCAAGACAAAAUCCACUUCUCAACCAGCUCUACCACCCCAAACUUUGCCAUCCCCUGUGAAUGGUGGACCGGAAAUGGUUCUCAUGCCGAAUGCUCCUCUCCAAAGCGGUCCCAUUCCAGUUGGUCCCUCUAUGUGGCCUACAAUGUACACUGCAUAUCCUCCACCAUAUCACUAUCCAUUCCCCUUUCCAGAUCCAAGGACUGCUUUCCUCCCUCAUCACUACCCAUUCCCGGGUGGUUAUAGUGCUGACAGCCACUCCCAUACCUAUGGAGAUUAUCACUGGCAAACAGGAUUAUCGCAGUUAGCUCCACAAAGCAGUGAGGACCUUACUCCGCCCCCUUCAGCAUUCCCCACUGUUGAACGCUGGCUAGACAAACUCGAGGAUGACUCAGACUUCAAUCCAGAUGGACUGCUCUUCAGUCAAUAUCUGGUGGAGAUAAAUGACCUGGGGUACCUCCACAUAGGUGAGUUAUCCAGAGCUUGUUUGAGCGAUGGGCUUCACGGACUUGGGGUCAACAUCCCUCAUGGUCUUUCUGAGAAGCUGUGCCAUGCAAUGCACCACAAAAUCUGGAGAAUUUCAUGA